GAGUCAGUCUCGAUCCGAAGUGGAAACCUGUUUCGGUACUACAUAUAGUUUGAAUUUGCGGCAGUGCGACCGACGGCGGACUGUCGAGUUCGGCUUUCCAACGGUUGAUACGGGAACACGUGGUUUGGCAAAUGUCCUUAUUGAUUAGCAACAGAUGUGCACGCGUUCAAGUGAAAGAUUAAUGGGAAAAUGUGCAUGUUUAUGUGAAUUGAAAAUCGAUAGAAAAGUCAGUAUUAAUCAAUUAAUUAUUUGAACCGCACUAUACGAAAUAUGGCAAGAUAAAUGACAAAAGUUUUCAUCCAAUCGGAAAAAAAAAUCUAAAUAAAGUUGUGUAAGCUCCAUAUUUUGGAAUAAUCUACGAAUUAAUAAACAUCACGUGGAGUGAAUGCAUGGAGAUAAUGAGGAGUUUAAAAUAAGUAACUGUUCGUCAUCAUUCAGAUUAUAAAAAUAUAAUAAAACGAAAGUGGUCUCACUAGUGUUACUGGAUGAUGAGUCUCUUUGCUACGGUGAACGAACCGCGAUUGAAAUUGAGCUUCAGAAAAAGUAUGUUCUUGGAAACCAUAUUGUGCUAAACGAAGCAAAAAAUUGUGUAGCUGCUCUUGAUCUAAUACGACGUUCGUGAUAAACCCAUCUCCAACAACAGUUUUUCCAGGAGUACCUCGUAAAAGAAAAUACCAGAUUUUGGAAGGUGUUCAUUCCAUCCAUCGAUGGUGAUAUUGCAUCUUCCAAAAGCUCUACGAAUCUGCCACCACCUUCAAAACAGUAUCACACCUUCAGUGAACCCCAUUUAAUUAUGGCCAAUGGAAGCGGUACUUUCGCAACAGCCGCUACCGCCACCACCACCACGCCCGCGUCGUCGAUGGCAUCCAUCACGAUUAAUUACACCAGCACCACCUCGUUCACGGCCAACCUCUAUCAGGAAAUCUACCUCAACCUGCAGAUCGUAAACGGUGGUCUGCUCAACUUCAGCGAACGCUUCGUGGUGGACUCGAACGGUUCGACAAUGGCGGCCACCUCAUUGACGGCAUCCCACACGCUGCCAUCGGUGGCGCCGACAACGACGGCCUCAUCGCCGUUCCCAGCCGGAAUCGUUGCCUCUGCCGGGCCAGACGACGCUGGCGAUAGGGAUUGCGCGAAGAUAUGCCUUUCCUGGGAGAAGAUGUUUCUCGUUAUUUUAUUCUGUGCACUGAUAGUCAUUACGGUGAUUGGAAAUACGCUGGUGAUACUGUCGGUUGCCACCACAAGGCGGCUCCGGACCGUGACCAACUGCUUCGUUAUGAGCCUGGCCGUGGCCGAUUGGCUGGUGGGAAUCUUCGUGAUGCCUCCGGCCGUGAUAGUGUUUGCCGUAGAAAAAUGGGAGCUGGGGCGGAUACUUUGUGAUAUUUGGAUCUCGCUCGAUGUCCUGCUAUGUACGGCAUCGAUCCUUAGUCUGUGUGCCAUCAGUGUCGAUAGAUACUUGGCUGUCACUCAGCCCUUGACGUACUCAAAACGAAGGCGUUCCAAACGACUUGCCCUGUUGAUGAUCUUCGUCGUUUGGCUCGUGGCGCUGGCCAUUACGUGUCCCCCAAUCCUCGGUUGGUACGACCAGGAUCGAGAACGGCACGAGUGCCAGUACAAUCAGAACAAGGGCUACGUGGUGUUUUCGGCCAUGGGCUCGUUUUUCAUUCCGAUGAGCGUCAUGCUGUACGUGUACUCGAAGAUUUGCUGCGUGCUCACGUCUCGUCAGCACCGGAUGACCAAAACCGAGGCCACCGAGAAAAACUGCGAGGUCGAUAACGACAACUACACCUCGGAGAUGGACACCAGCCCGAAGCAGGGGGACUACACGAAGCGAAAUAUAUCAUCCAAUUAUGCCAAUUCGCACCAAACGCUGUACGAGUUCCUAAGCUCGGCUCGCAACACACCGAACGCCACGCGCCACCAGCUGACGGCACCGAGGUCCUCUGCCGUGGGACUAACAACGGUGAUGGCGGGCAGCAACAGCGGCAGCCACUACGAGAUGCGACCCAUCAACACGGUCCAGUUCAAUGCCAGUCAAAUAUCGCUGGCCGAGUCCUGUGUCUCCAACGUCACCAGCAGCGGCCUGAACGCCGUCAAGGUGCGGGUGCAGGGCGGCAAGCGAAUCCCCAUCCGAAUAUCGUCGCUCAAGCGCGAAACCAAAACGGCCCAAACGCUCAGCAUGGUGGUGGGUGGCUUCAUUGCCUGCUGGUUGCCCUUCUUCGUGUACUACUUGUUGAUGCCGUUCCUGCCGGAACACUCGCAGAGCAAACCGCUGAUGGCGUUUCUCACCUGGCUCGGCUGGAUGAAUAGUGCCAUCAAUCCGUUCAUCUAUGCGUUCUACAAUGUGGACUUUCGGAUCGCCUUCUGGCGGUUGACGUUUAGGAAGUUUUAUAAAAAUAAGCACAACCUGGCGUUUUUCAAGCCGUAGGGUGGUGAUUAGAGUAUUUGGGGAUGUACUCCUUGUUCGAUAGCAAAGCAUCAUCACCAUCGUUGAUUAAUGGUGUGCCCAAAAGGCAGUGGAAGCGCAUUGGUAUGAAAUUUGAGUUGUCGAACUUGAGUCGACAAUUUCAAAUUAUUGAAAUGGCGCCAAAAAUACAACGAUGGUUAAGUAUGAACAUUUGGUCAGGCGUUAGGUCCAACAAGUGUGCGUUCUUAAAUGCAUGCUGUUCUUUGUAGAAUCUGGUUAUUUUACCGAGGUGAAUACUAGUUUGAAUAUUAGUCAACAUGGCAGAUUAUCUUAGCUACAGGCUUGUCCAACAAAAUUCUUAUUCACAAAUUUCAAAACAUAGCAUAACAGUGUAAACGGGAGGUAACUCCAAUCAUAACUGCAAAGUACAAAAUCGUCAGCGUUAUCGUAAUGAGCAGUUAAGCAUUUCCCUGCUUCACAAGCAUCACACGCUGUUUAAUCCAUUCAGAGUAGAGUAUUUCCUUUAUCACUCAUGCAGGGUCAUUAUUGCAAUGCGAAUCAGCCACGGGCAGCCAGCUGUUACUUGAGUGAAUAAACGAACGACAGUCUGUUCUAAAAACGAUGUACGGUGGCUCAUCUGCACGUCAGCCAACACAGCCAACACAACAUUGUGUCUGUAUAUUCAAGUAUAACAUAAUACUUUAACCGAUACUUUGAAGCUGGUGCAACAAAAUAGUUCAGUAACGAUCACUCAUUAUAGGGGAAACCUUUCUAUUUUCUAUUAUAUCUUUCAUUUGUAUUUUAUAUCGAACAUGAGAUGAUUCAAUUGUUAAUUUUAAAUUAGUUACAGAUGAGAUUAAUAUAUGACUAACGCAGUAAAAACAGGAGCAGUUACCCUAUGAAGUGAACGCUCGAACGCUUUUCGUCCGGAUCAUUUAGUAAUAAGAUUAGACAACGUGCGGAAAAGUAUAUUUCCAAGUGAUUAAUAAUCUUUCCUUGUAAUUAAGAGCAGAUCUAUUUCAAAGAAAAUUAUAAACUGGGGAUCUAUGGUUCUACAAGUUUUACUCAGUAUUAAGACAUUAAGAUGCUAUGCAAUCUUCGUCAUUAAUGAAAAUGUGUUUAAAUAGCCAAUAAGCCGCAACGUAGGAAGAAACUUUUUUCAAUAUUCGCCAGAUGGCGUUGGGCAACGAAUGCAGUUUACCAACAGAAAAAAAUCAAUUCCCAGUCUAGCCAGACAAAUUGGUCGAUGGUUUCCAAGAAAUAUAGGCAUAGACAGAUCUUGACA
Molecule: messenger RNA, 3692 nt
Organism: Armigeres subalbatus
Lineage: Eukaryota; Metazoa; Arthropoda; Insecta; Diptera; Culicidae
Product: probable G-protein coupled receptor No18
Exons: 6
Coding region: 794-2428 (544 amino acids)
Biological process (GO): adenylate cyclase-activating adrenergic receptor signaling pathway; positive regulation of cytosolic calcium ion concentration; phospholipase C-activating G protein-coupled receptor signaling pathway
Cellular component (GO): plasma membrane
Molecular function (GO): alpha1-adrenergic receptor activity
Source: RefSeq, a predicted model, not a curated record